AUGCCGUGGUCCCCCAGCAGCCGGAACACGAGUGAAAGGGAAGGAACGGAUUUGCUCUCGAAGCCUUGUGAGACUCAAGGAAGUCGAGGGAAAAAGGCACAAGUGACUCAAUCCUGUCCCAAGAUCUCCCACACAACUCCUCCCAACCACUCCCGAGACACUUCCUUCCAAUACCAUCAAUAUUCAGCUGGUUUUCUGUCCCCCUAUCCCCUGCUCAAGAUACAUCCAUUGCAUUUCAGCACAUUAAAGCCCCUUCUCAUCCUCCCCAAAGUCCUACCCUCUACCCCCUAUUCCGACAACCCAUCUCAAGCAUAUACGUCGCGACUUUAG
This is a messenger RNA of Cladophialophora immunda, 330 nucleotides long. RefSeq lists its product as uncharacterized. The record is from RefSeq and is a predicted model, not a curated record. Lineage: Eukaryota; Fungi; Ascomycota; Eurotiomycetes; Chaetothyriales; Herpotrichiellaceae. The transcript has a single exon. The coding region runs from base 1 to 330 and encodes 109 amino acids.